UGAAGAGAAUAUCACGGAGCGACUGCGUUUAUUUAUAGAUUACAUCAUCAAGAUUCCAAAACCCAUAAAGAUAAAGUCGUCGUCUUCCAUUAACACAUAGAGAUUACAGACGAAAGGGAUGUUAGAUAUAAUCUUAUGGGUAUUAUCCUUCUUCAUCCUCUUAGCUGUCAUGGCCCUUGUUCUUUACCAGAUAAUGUGCUUUUUAGACUUGGAGAUCGAUUAUAUCAACCCAUACGAGUUAACAACUAAGAUAAACAACAUUACGUUGCCAGAGUUUAUUACUCAAGGGGCGUUAUGCUUUCUACAUCUUGUCGCACGGCAUUGGAUGAUGUUCUUCUUGUGCCUACCGUAUUUAUAUUAUAAUGUGAACCUGUAUAUUCAUAGACGCCAUCUAGUGUAUGCAACCGAAGUGUUCAGCGAGCUGUCAAGGGAAAAGAAACAGCGAAUAUUCAAACUUGUUUAUCUUGCUGUCCUUCUCUUCUUCUCACUAUUUUGGAUGAUUUGGAGCAUCGUGGAUGAUUACGAGGAUGAUGAUUAAGAGAACGGAAACUUCCAGUUGAUUAAUUCCAACUGACGGAUGAACCCUACAGAUUCUUAUGAUUCUCCCAGGAACUAUUCGGUCAUAUUCAUGUUUCGAUAGAUCUCAAAUUGUUCAAGAACGUUUUCGUGUACUGUACAUGCAUCUGUAUAUUUAUUUUGGUAAGAUAUAGAUUUUAACUAGAUUUUACUCUCUUAAAUGUUGGAUGACAAGUAUUGGAAGAACAGUUGGUAGUUGGAA
Molecule: messenger RNA, 778 nt
Organism: Helianthus annuus (common sunflower)
Lineage: Eukaryota; Viridiplantae; Streptophyta; Magnoliopsida; Asterales; Asteraceae
Product: protein cornichon homolog 4
Exons: 5
Coding region: 119-538 (139 amino acids)
Biological process (GO): vesicle-mediated transport
Source: RefSeq, a predicted model, not a curated record